This is a messenger RNA of Penicillium lagena, 1395 nucleotides long. RefSeq names its product Zn(II)2Cys6 transcription factor. Bases 1 to 1395 code for a protein of 464 amino acids. The record is from RefSeq and is a predicted model, not a curated record. Lineage: Eukaryota; Fungi; Ascomycota; Eurotiomycetes; Eurotiales; Aspergillaceae. Gene Ontology annotation, molecular function: DNA-binding transcription factor activity, RNA polymerase II-specific; transcription cis-regulatory region binding; zinc ion binding. Gene Ontology annotation, cellular component: nucleus. Gene Ontology annotation, biological process: positive regulation of transcription by RNA polymerase II. The transcript has a single exon.
AUGACUGCAAAGAGACAACGAACGGUCCAAGGAUCCUGCUGGCCCUGUAAGCAACGACGCGUGAAAUGCGACCUAGUUCGCCCCCGGUGCCGGCGUUGCAUCGUGUCGGGUGCCCAAUGCAGCUUCGACAAGAUACUGGUACGAUGGAACUCGCGUCCAACGAAAGCUGCUCCAAUUGCAUAUCAAGCCUCAAGCUCGUCGCCCAAAUCCAACCUGUUUAGCCAGAUUCAGGACAAUCGCCUAGCAGCCGGUGAACUUAAAGCGCUUGACUACUUCCAGGCUGCCUUGUGGCCCUUGCUAUCCACUGCUACACAGCCAUGUCCGCCACCGAUAUCUCUUGCCUUAGAAUCAGAGCCAGUAUUGCUAGCCAUGUGUGAGUUAGCAGAGGCACAUCGGUUGCUCCAGCAAGAAGGAAGUCCGAUACAUUUGCAGGCUAUAAGUAACAAGAGAUUGACUUGUCUAUCUUCUGUUCGAAAGCAGCUUCGAGAAAGUGUUUCAAAUAACCAAUCCCUUUCUCAACUGCUUGUCGCCGUCCUGCUACUGUAUUUUCUGGAUGGUUUCAUCGACUGCGCGGAGCAGUCCGCUUCCACAACAAGUCAUCAGGCUGGCGUGCGAGCUAUUGUCGAACAGCUUGGUGGAUUUAACGUGGUUAUAGACGAGGGCCAAAAAGAUACUCCCCAUAUGCUUCUAUCUGAGUUUGCAUCCACAGAUCUCACUCGCGCUAUACUUGACGACAGGCCUCCCUGUUUCCCUGCCCGAAUCUGGCUGAAUAUCGAAAGAGGUAUAGUGUGGUGGGAGAAACAGACAUAUGGGGUAACUCUGGCGGUAGUGUUUCGCACAAUGGCACAAAUAGCCUUCUACCGACAGUCAAUUCAAGCCGGCGACGAGGAACUAUCCAUCGAAAAAGUUCGCGACUUCGAAAGGUGUCUCCAGCCAAGUUUUUCGGUGCUGAGUCUCGAUCAUUUCAACUGUCCGGAAGAGGAGACUCUCUCGAAGUUCGAAUUGGAGCGUGUCAAUCAAACGAUCGCAUUUACCCGGGCCUUCCAGCACAGUGCUCUGAUAUACCUUUACCGGGCUGUUUGCGGGCUUCCGCCGAGACAUCAUCUUGUUCAGCAACAUGUGAACUUCUGCAUGGGAUGCAUUAAGGCUAUCAGUAGCAGUUCCAAGGCCCAUAACUGUAUUGUGUUUCCCGUUUAUGUCAUCGGUGCCCACUCAUUCACCCAAGACCACCAGCGGGAUAUGCUCGACAAAUUGGAUUCUAUAUAUCGAACACUUCGCUUCAAUUCGUUGUUGAGUAUUCGUGCGGCUUUGGAGGACUUAUGGUCUUCUCAGAGGCAGGAGGGUGAUUGGAGAGAUAUGUUUACUGGUCUGGGAAACCAUGUCCUGGUAUUAUAA